Molecule: messenger RNA, 1219 nt
Organism: Bombyx mandarina (wild silkworm)
Lineage: Eukaryota; Metazoa; Arthropoda; Insecta; Lepidoptera; Bombycidae
Biological process (GO): regulation of transcription by RNA polymerase II
Cellular component (GO): nucleus
Molecular function (GO): RNA polymerase II cis-regulatory region sequence-specific DNA binding; DNA-binding transcription activator activity, RNA polymerase II-specific
Source: RefSeq, a predicted model, not a curated record
GUAUGUCCGGUCUAUUUCUAAUUUUUGUUCUUUAAAAAAACAGAACUUGAGACAUUCUCGUGUGUAACAUUUCAAUCGAGAUAAGGUUUUUUUAAAUGUUUUAUUUAAAAACAAAAAUGCAGGCAACUAUGAAACCUUAUGUUUGUAAAUUCUGUAAAAAAUGUUUUGUAUUUAAAGAGAACUUUAAAACGCACAUGAAAAUGCAUCCUUCUGAAAAACGUCAUGUUUGUGAAGUGUGCGAAAAACGCUUUACACAAAUUGGUGAAUUAAAAACACACAUUAGAAUACAUACUGGAGAAAAACCGUACAUUUGUGAAGUAUGUAGAAAAGGUUUUUCCCAAAUUAAUAGUUUAAAAUCUCAUAUAAGAAUACAUACUGGAGAAAAACCGUACAUUUGUGAAGUGUGUAGAAAAGGUUUUACCCAAAUUCAUCAUUUAAAAUCUCAUUUAAGAAUACACACUGGAGAAAAACCGUACAUUUGUGAAGUGUGUCAGAAGUGCUAUGCACGAAAUUAUAUGUUGGAAAUACACAAAAGAAGUCAUACUGCAGAGAAACCUUAUGUUUGUGAAGUUUGUAAAAAAAUUUUUGUGUUUAAAGAGAACUUUAAAACGCACAUGAAAAUGCAUCCUCCUGAAAAAUGUUAUGUUUGCGAAGUGUGCGAAAAACGCUUUUCACGAAUUGAAGUAUUAAAAACACACAUUAGAAUACAUACUGCGGAAAAACCAUACGUUUGUGAAGUAUGUAGAAAAGGUUUUUCCCAAAUUGGUCAUUUAAAAUCACAUCUAAGAAUACACACUGGAGAGAAACCUUAUGCUUGUGAAGUCUGUGAAAAACGUUUUGCACAUAAUAGUUCCUUAAGAGCACACAAGAGAGCUCAUACUGGAGAACGUUCUCAUGUCUGUCCAGAGUGUAGUAAAGGCUUUAAAUGCCUCCCUAAUUUGAAAAUUCAUAUGAGAACACAUACUGGAGAGAAACCUUAUGUUUGUGAUGUAUGUGAAAAAAGUUUUACAAGAAUGAAUCAAUUAAAAGUCCACAUGGCAACACAUACGACAGAGAAACCUUAUGUUUGUGAUAUGUGUAAAAAAUCUUUUGCACAUCUGAGUUAUUUAAAAAAACAUAUUACAAGACACUGCCCAAAAACUUUGUUUGUGAAGUGUGUAAAAAAGUCUGAGACUUUCAUUGUUUAAAAAUACAGAUGAUAACACAACAGUGGCGUAGC